AUGGCACACGUUACAUGUUGUCAAAUUCGAGAAAAAAGUUCAAAUGAACUCGAAAAUAUAUUAAAUAAUUUACAUGAAGAAUUAAAUACAUUAAAAAUACAAAGACAAAAUUUCAAUAAAAUUGAAAAUAUUCGAAAAUCUAUUUCACAUGUACAUAUUGUUCAAAAUCAAACAACAAAAGAUAAUUUAAGAGAAUUCUAUCAUGGUGAAAAAUAUAAACCAAAAGAUUUAAGACCAAAACAAACACGAGCAAUGAGACGAUUAUUAACACCUAAAGAAGAAUCAAUAAGUUUAACUAAAACACAAAAAAAGAAAUUGGCUUUUCCAAAACGUACAUAUAGUGUUAAAGAUUAA
Molecule: messenger RNA, 354 nt
Organism: Rotaria sordida
Lineage: Eukaryota; Metazoa; Rotifera; Eurotatoria; Philodinida; Philodinidae
Source: the annotation of a GenBank genome assembly